AUGGACGACAGAAAAUGUUAUCAAUGCACUCAUGCUUUAAUUACUCCUCACGAUUGCAAACUAAAGAUAUAAAACUUAUAAUGAAUACUGAUUUUGUUUAUAUAAAAAAAUAAAUCAAUUAAAUUUCAUAUUAAAUAACCCCAUUCAUUAAAAUCCCUAUAUGCAAUAGCUGCAAAUUGCCUGGACACAUUUCAAAAUUUUGUCCCUGAAGAGCAACUUCUAAAUCCACCUAUGAUGGCACCUUAUGUAGCCUUUGCCAAGCAAGAGGUCAUACCCCUUCGCUCUGCCUUAAAAGAACUUAUCCUUUCUCCUCCAAGCAAUUCUGUAACCUCGAAAAUAUAAGAUGUUACGUCUGCAAGCAGACUGGCCACUUAAACUGCCUAGAUGAAGCUCCUCACAGUCCUUUGCUAUCUGAGUCCUCCCAUGGUGACUAA
This is a messenger RNA of Blepharisma stoltei, 434 nucleotides long. NCBI's taxonomy places the organism in Eukaryota, Ciliophora, Heterotrichea, Heterotrichida, Blepharismidae. The record is from the annotation of a GenBank genome assembly.